Messenger RNA from Rhineura floridana, 747 nucleotides. Its product is annotated as whey acidic protein-like. The transcript is spliced from 7 exons. Gene Ontology annotation, molecular function: peptidase inhibitor activity. Bases 1 to 747 code for a protein of 248 amino acids. The record is from RefSeq and is a predicted model, not a curated record. Gene Ontology annotation, biological process: innate immune response; antibacterial humoral response. Lineage: Eukaryota; Metazoa; Chordata; Lepidosauria; Squamata; Rhineuridae. Gene Ontology annotation, cellular component: extracellular region.
AUGAGGAUCUGUGUGCAGCCGGCAAUGGUGAGCCAGGGCUAUUGCCCCAAACUCUGCUCAGCCUCAGAGGAGCCCUGCCUGGUGAGCUGCCUGGAUGACUCCUGGUGCGGCCCAGGAGAGAAAUGUUGUCAUGAUGACUGUCAUGUGCAGUGUGUGGCAGCUGAGCCAGCUAGGCCUGGCAUUUGCCCAAGGAAGAGGGCAUUGCCAAACGGCACCCCCUGUGCCAACCGGUGUGAUGACGACAGGAGCUGUCCCAAGGGCCAGAAGUGCUGCUUUGCCGGCUGUGGCCUGGAAUGCCUGGCACCUGCUACAGAAGAGCCCCGUCCGUGCACAGAGGCAUCGCACACGACAACCCGGAAGAAGUGUGCAGAUCUCUGCCAGGAUGAUGCGGACUGCCCAACAGAGGAGAAGUGCAGGCCCACAGACUGUGGCUUCCGAUGCGCGGCGUCUGAGCCAGCUAUGACCAAGCCCAGACCAGAGACGGCGGGAGUCACCUCAGCCUCCAUUUCCUCCUUCCCUGGCCAGCUGACCGAGGGUCCCCUCCCGGCCUCCCCUCCUCCACUGAAACCCGGGCUGUGCCCUUUACAGCUCAGGGGCUCCAUGGGGCCCUGCCCAGAACCGACUCUGAGGAACUGCAGCAACGACUUUGACUGUGAGAACACCAAGAAAUGCUGCUCCAUCAGCUGCAGCAGUGCCUGCAAGGAGCCAGAGGCAGGGUGGUGGGCUGAAUCAGCAGCCUGUGGGUGA